Molecule: messenger RNA, 3248 nt
Organism: Rhagoletis zephyria (snowberry fruit fly)
Lineage: Eukaryota; Metazoa; Arthropoda; Insecta; Diptera; Tephritidae
Gene: Alp12
Product: Alkaline phosphatase 12
Biological process (GO): dephosphorylation
Molecular function (GO): alkaline phosphatase activity
Source: RefSeq, a predicted model, not a curated record
AUGAACGCCGUCAGCAUGGAUGUGACUAAGCUGCCCAACUCACAGGACGGCAUCGAGGUCCAAAUGGAUAGCCUUGACUCAAGCCACGCAUUCACAAACUCGCUCGAGGAGCCCAAUCCGCCCAAACCCAACGUGUUCAAGUCGAAAAUGUUCAUUGUCGCCGUCACUUUUUCCAGUGUGCUGUUCACCAUUAUGUGCAUAGGGUUUUUGGUGCACUACGAAAUGGGCAGCGAGGUGUCGGAUGGCGAGGACAUACCCUUCUGGAAUGUAAAAUUGCCAUCCGAGCAGCAAGUGUGGUACGAAAAGGGCAUUGAAGAGUUGAAGAUUGCGCUGAGUCGUGAAAUUAAUCGACGACGUGCCAAGAAUGUCAUACUAUUCGUGGGCGACGGCAUGGGCCCAAAUACGGUGACAGCCACGCGUAUUUACGGUUUCAAAGAGGAGGGACUGUUGAGUUGGGAGCGCUUUCCGCACAUGGGUUUGCUCAAGACUUACUGCGCUGAUAAGCAGGUACCGGACUCAUUUUCUACGGCGACAGCGCUAUUUGGUGGCGUCAAGACCAACUAUGAAACCGGCGGCGUUGACUCCAGCGUGGCGCUUAAGAAUUGUAGUGCUUCACUGGAUGCCAACCAUCACGUGCAGACCAUAUUGAAGUGGGCGCAAGUGGACGGCAUGAAUACGGGCUUCGUGACGACGACGCGCGUCACGCACGCUACACCAGCCGCAUUAUACGCGCAUACGCCCGACAGGCGUUGGGAAUGCGAGGCGAAAAUGCCGGCGGAAGCGCAACAGGAGGGCUGUAAGGAUAUCGCCAAGCAAUUGAUCGAGGGCGAGACAGGUGGAAAAAUAAAUGUGAUUAUGGGUGGUGGUCGCCAAAUGUUGGUCUCUGAUGUGACGGAUAGCGCGGCGGAUCCAAUCGACACUUGGGCCUGCAUUUCAACAGAUGGGCGCGAUUUAAUCGCCGACUGGAAAAAAUACAAACAACAGGCGGGUGAAAGCUACGCAGUGGUGCAGAACAAUGGCGAACUGAACGCUCUGAACGGUGAAUCCGUAGAUUAUGUGCUGGGCGUCUUUGCCAACGGCCAUCUGAAGUACGAUCAUGAGCGUGAUCGCAGCGACUCAGGCAUGCCGUCCCUGCGCAACAUGACCGUGAAGGCGCUCGAGGUGUUGAAGAGUAAAGACAAGGGCUUUCUGCUCGUCGUCGAAGGCGGCAUGAUUGAUCAGGCCCACCAUCGCGGCACGGCCAGGCGGGCGCUCUCAGAGACGUUGGCCUUGAAUGAGGCCGUCGAGGCGGCUGUGCAAGAAAUGAGCCACCAACUGGACGAAACUCUGAUAAUCGUGACCGCUGAUCAUUCGCACAGUUUAACUAUAAAUGGUCAUCCGGAAAGAGGUGCUGAUAUAUUGGGCAUUGCCAUGAACUCUAAAACCGAGGGUACCCCUUAUACAACGCUCACCUAUGGCACCAGCUAUAAGGGUUUUGAAGCAGAUGCAGAUGGCAAGCGCAUGGAUCCAACGACCCAGGAUACUACGGCUUGGGAAUACACACAACAGGCGGCCAUAAACACAGAUGAGAAUUUGCAUGGCGGCUCUGACGUCACCAUACAUGCCAAGGGCGCUAUGGCUUACUUGUUCCACGGCGUGCACGAAAACAGCUAUGUGGCACAUGUCAUAUCAUAUGCGCUACGUAUCGGGCGCUUCCGUGACAGCACAAUUGCCGAGUCGUUGGCGGAUUUGAUGCCGUUAUAGUAUAAAAUAAAAUUAGCUUAAUUGUUUGGUUGAAUUGAUGGCGGCAUGUAAGCAAACGAGUUUACUUGAACUUGCAUACGGCAUGCGUAAAUUCGUGGUUUUAUUUAAAUUUUUACUUAUUGAUUGAAAACCAGCGAGUAGCUAAAAUUGUUAGGCGAAUAUAUAAUUACGUACAUUUAAGUGUGUGAAUAUAAAUAGACGCAUGUAAGUAGUUUUGUAAAUUAGUUUAGUAACUUGUUAAUUACUUCUAUUAAUUGUGAUAUUGUAUGUCAUUGUGAAAUUUAAUUAAAACCAAUAGUAUUACAAUUGACGAAAGUACUUAGAAAUGUAAAUAAAAAAUUGUCGUUUUUAUUGUGGGCAUUCAUAACUAACUUGAAAGGGAGUUAAGAGUGACAAUUGAAGGAAUACAGAAAUUUUAAGGUUAGCUCCAGUAGAGAACGGAGUAGUUUUUCUAUAUUAUAUAGAUAUUAACCAUUCAGGCAGGUCCUGCAAUUAACUUCCGAGUGAAUUUCAAUCUAAUUCGCUUUGAAUUUAAAUUGGCAGGGAUUGAGAUUCACUCGGAAGUGAUUAUUUCAAAUUUUGCGCACCUUAUUGAGUUCCGGUUCCAGGAGUUUGCUUUGAAAAUGCCACCAAAAGUGUAGUAGCAGAUAGUUGGCACAAAAACAUAACUUCGAAUCAUCAUCGCUAUCUGAAUUCUCCAGCAAAAGUACAGAAAAGCCUCUUGUUGUUGUUGUAGUUGUUGUGGAUGUAACGAUCCCGCUCAGAUCGGCUAGUAUUUCAGUCGCUGUCAUCAAGCUCAAAUAACGGAAGACCCAAGAAACACGCAGCCCUUUUCCUUUAGCUUGGUCUAAGCACUUCCGGUGUAAAAUAAGUUUGCAAGGUGGCGUCCAAAACACACUCUGGCCUUUUCUUAAAAUGUGGGUUGUGAACACUGCCAUUCAGUUUAUGAAAAUAACGCAGUGGCAGCACUGAUUGUAAAUUUGCAAUCAGCUGUUGGGCAACAGUGCUGCAUGCUCUCUACUUCGAUAGAGGGAAAAAUUAAAAUACUUCACUUUUUCUUGAAAAGCUUUCCAAGAACUAUUUAAUAAAGCAGAUUUAUUUAAAUUUUCAGCUAGCUAUAAACUAAUAAUUUCAUGUAUCUUUUGGUGCCUUCAAGUUGGUUAAACAUGAAACUAUUUUUUUUUUCAAAAUUUUUGUUUUUGUCGGGCACAAUUCGUCAAGUAUGACAGCACUUAACAGCGCGACCUGCUCGCCUGCUGAUUAUUUUUUUUAAUACAGUGCAAUUGGUUUUUAACGCGCGAGUAGUUGUUUUAUUUUUUCGAUCGGUAGUAAUUUACAAAGUUACUUGCGGUUUUCAAUAAUUAAAAGUUAAUUGAAAAAAGAAUUUCCCACCUGCUACAAGAGCCACUGAAGCAAGAAGACUCACGAGCAACUACGACAGAGUUACCUUCCGAAAGCCACCGUAACAGAGUUUAAGCAGCUAAAGCACUACAAAAAAGCGACCA